GUCGAUCGGCGCGCAAUUCUGUUUUUACAUGAUCAUAUUCUAAUUCACUUCAAGUUUUUUCCCUACACUAGUUCACAACCCCUUGACAGCUGACAAGUGCAUAGAAAACUUACUUUCUUCGGAAGAAAUCCUCCCUCUCAGUUCUACAGCAGGAGCAAAAAAGAAAUAAAGAAGAGGACAGGAUAAAGACCUCAGCCUGGAAAAUAACAUGUCGUUCAACGUUUCAUCCUUCUUUUCUCCUGCAGAGGAUACCUUCGUAAACAAGAGAAGCACGAAUAAAUCUUUCAGUUCGAAAAACCCAAAUAUGUUAUCCUCUCUGCCAGCAACUGCAGACGGUAGAAAUGAGCCCGAAACGGAUGAGGUCUAUGAACGUAGUGUUUACCCAGAAACAUCACUUGCUCAUAAUCUUUCAGCUACCCCGAUUUCACCGUACGUGCCAAUCAAAUCUCUGGUUGAAUCUCCCUUCAAAGCGUCACAUGCUCAUGCACAUUCAACACCACUGGUAGGCUCCUCGUCAUCAUACUACAAUAGUACAAAUGGAAUAAGAACUCAGACGCCUUUGAAACAGGACCCAAUGAAUGCAGAUUCAUUGUUGAAGAUGAAAAUAAAGGCCCAUCAGCAACAAUUCCAGGAUAACAUGAACGUCAUGCAAGCAGGAUUCAACCUUGCUGACAAGCAAGUGAGUGAAGAGACAUACCUCAAUUCUGCUUUUAAGCCUAGAAGAUCUACAGCAGAUGUAUCAAUGACUCACUUGAAAGACAUAGGGAGCCGCAAGCCUGGAGACCGUAUCAUCCCUAACGGCAAUAUAAGUCAAGGGAACACUAAUGGCAUGAAGCUUCCACUAGAACCUCUGCGGAUGCCAGGAUAUAACGAUAAUAUCAGUAAACACAUGUCUGACAGCAAGGGAAAUAUGUCGGUAUUACAGAAUCUGGAUGAUCCAUAUGUUGCAGAAGCAUUAGGAAGAAUCGUCAAUAAAGAACUCGAAAUGAGGAAACUGUUAUACGGAACGUUGACAUUUUUGAUUUACAGAUUUCUAAGAUCAAUUAUUAGAUUAUUCGUAUACACAAACCCAGUUCUUGCAAAGAGCCUAAGAGCUUUGUCCAAGUUGAUGAGGGAUUAUUCGAGUUCAAUUCAGAAUGAAAGACUAGCUUCCUUUGUCAAAUGGUUAUCUCAAUUGUUCACCUUUGAAAGUUUUCUGAGAGUAGGAUCAUAUAUCGAAUACAUGAUGAGCUUUAUACUUGGAACCAUGAUAGUUGCUACACUUUACAGGCUUUUGAAGCCACAAGACAAAUGUUUAGAUUUGCCUCUUACUAGAGCACAGAGAAAGAUCUUAGGGUUGACAACGGACAGUAACGACAAGUCAAUAGAGGGUCAAGAUUCAAAAGAGGGCGAUAACGUUGAGAACGAUGAUGAUGAAGAGGAAGCAAUACUGAAAAAACUGCUCUCAUCGUCACCACAGAGGAUAGAGAAACCUACCCGGGUUUUCAUGCCUGGCGAUCAAGGCAUAGAUGAUGUGAUGGGGUCUCUGAAUAGUCUUGCCAUUGGUAAUGCUAUGCACAAUGCAGCAAAUGUAACCUGGAGUUCUGGAAUGAUACCUAAGGCAAACAGCACGAGCCCAGGUAACAUGGAAAAUAUAAGGACUCAGCUAAGCCAAAGAAACGGCUCUGUAAUUGCAGAUCGGAAUUAUAGUGAUGGGCGGAACAGCAGGGACUAUCUCUCUCCCAAUGGGAAAUACAUGUUUGCGGUGAACAACGAAUUGAGACAGCAAGGCGGUUUUGGCGCCUCUAACUCCAGCUUUUACUGAUGUUAAAAAAACUUUAUGUAAUCAAUUACCUUGAAUAGUAUAAUGUUAAAAUUAUAAAACGAGCCAACCAACCGGCAAGGAAAUGU
This is a messenger RNA of Pichia membranifaciens NRRL Y-2026, 1890 nucleotides long. RefSeq lists its product as hypothetical. Lineage: Eukaryota; Fungi; Ascomycota; Pichiomycetes; Pichiales; Pichiaceae. The record is from RefSeq and is a predicted model, not a curated record. The coding region runs from base 209 to 1804 and encodes 531 amino acids. The transcript has a single exon. Gene Ontology annotation, cellular component: nuclear pore transmembrane ring; nuclear outer membrane. Gene Ontology annotation, biological process: protein import into nucleus; spindle pole body duplication.